AAGAACAAUUGCAAAACUGAAGCAAGAAAAAAUAAAACAUUUGCUAAGAAAAUGAAAACAUCCAUAUUUUUAUAUACAUGCAUAAUAAAAUAUGCAUGAAAUUCAAAGAGUUUUCAUAACUCUUUUAACUUUUCUUAACUCUUUACUCUUAGUUCCAAUAAAUAAUUGACCAUUAAAUUGUGGUUGAUGAAGAAGAUGAACAGUUGCCAUGAGCUUAAGCUAUUACUUUAGUUGUAAGAGAGAGCCAUCUCUAUUUUGAGAGCUCAGUUAGUUAUAUAUUAGAUAGAUCACUUGCUUGAUGUUUCGGGUUUAAUAUGUAGUAAUUUUUUAAUCUAUUAUUAUCUAUUAACAUUUAAAUAUCAUGAUCUAUGACGUGAUUUAUAUGAAUCAAAGGUCUGUUAUAACCAAAAAAAAAAAAAAGAAAAAAAGAUGAAGAACAUAAAAAAAAUAAAAAAUAAUAUAAACCUCCGGAAAUAAUUAGUGAAUGAUUUGUGUGGAAUAAAGGGGAAAGGGUGUGUGUAUUUACAGGGAUGUCCUUCGAAAACGAUUGUAUUUUUUUUUGCAAAAGAUGACAUAAAAUAUGAAAUUAGGUAAUACACAGUUUAAAGCAUGAAAUGGCAAUAAAGUCAUUUAAAAUUUAUUUUGUAUUUUUGGCAACACGGAAGGCGCAGGCAUAAUUGUCCAUAAAAAGGACCCUUCGCGUGUAGUGGCAUCUGCUAGUAAUUCUGCAGCGUCCGGAGAGUGUUGAAGUCAUUUCCGCGCGUCUAUUUCACGUGUGAAAAGAGCAAAACGUCCCCGACAUACGACGUCGUUUUCGGAGGCAGUUCUGGGCGAGAUGGAGGAUGCAGCAGUAAUUCAAGACUUCCAAUUAAUUUUCAUUUACUACUGCACAGCAAUUGAAUGCUGUAUCCAGAUGUAAACAAAAAGAUAGUGGCACUCCUUUGCAAACGGAAUUUCACAACUUCAGCAUUGAUUUGAAGUUAUUGUUCAUAAGCUUCUUUUUUUUUUUUUUUGCCUCUUAUCGUUAUACUAUUGAUUAGAUAUUCCUGAUUCGCAUUAGGAUAAUCCUCUUCUUCCUAAGUUCAGGUAUGACUAGUAAUUGGAUUCUAGAUAUCUAAAACUUGGAGCUCAAUUCACCUUCCAGCAACAAAUUUUCCAUUUUUGACCUGACUCAUAUGACAGUGUGAAAAAGAAAAAUGACAAAAGUGAAAAUAGAAUGGCAUCUGGCCUUGAGAUGCCAGUAACAUAAAAGACAUGCUAAACAUGAGUCCUCAAUUCUUUAUUCAGCUACAACUUUCUCUCCUGCAGUUCCUAAUUAAGAAAGAUUAUGGUAUAUUUUCAUCCUAAACAAGACAGAUUCCAGUUCAAAAUCCAACAAAAAGAUUGUGUCGCUUUCUCAUGUCAACUCCUCCUCACCCUUUAACAAUAUUAAAGUCCUUGGCAUAGCAUCCCUGCCACUCGCUCACUCACAGGCCUAAGAAAGCGGAAAGAAAAAUGAAUACCCUCUUCAUCAUUUUUAUCUUCCUUAUUCCCAUCUGCCUUCUUCUUACAAGGAGAAGAAGAAGAAGAAGAUUACCAAAGGAGCUUCCUCCAGGGUCACUAGGAAUACCAAUAAUAGGUCAAAGCCUUAGCCUUCUCCAAAACAUGAGAGCUAAUACUGCUGAAAAAUGGCUUGAAGAAAGAAUCAAACGAUACGGUCCUAUAUCAAAGCUAAGUCUUUUUGGGAAACCAACUGUGUUCAUAUAUGGUCAGGCCGCAAACAAGUUUGUGUUCACUAGUGAUAGUAGCACACUGGCCAAUGGUCAGACACAGUCUGUUAAGAUGAUUCUGGGUGAUCGAUGCUUGCUGGAGCUUAGUGGUGAAGAUCAUAGGCGUGUUAGAGAUGCUCUUAUGUCCUUUUUGAAGCCUGAAUCUUUGAAGCAGUAUGUUGGGAAAAUGGAUGAAGAAGUCAGGUUGCACAUUCAGAGCUACUGGCAAGGCAAGCAGGAGGUCAAGGUAUUACCCUUAAUGAAGACACUCACAUUCAAUAUAAUAUGCUCUCUUCUAUUUGGGAUUGAACGAGGAACUCGAAGAGAUUAUUUUGUGGAUAGGUUCCAAGAAAUGAUAUCAGGAAUGUGGUCAAUCCCAGUAAACUUACCCUUCACACGUUAUAACCGCAGCCUCAAGGCAAGCACAAGCGUGCGAAACAUGUUGAAGGACCUCAUUAGAGAAAAGAGAAUGGAGCUUGAGCAAAAAUGUGCUAAUACUCGUCAGGAUCUCAUCACUUGGUUGAUUAGCAUCUGCAAUCAGAACAACAAUGCAGCAAUAACUGAGAAGGAGAUUCUGGACAACGUUAUGCUUGUUAUGACUGCAGGACAUGACACUUCAUCUAUUCUGCUUACUUUCCUUGUGCGGCUUUUAGCUAAUGAACCUACUAUUCAUGCAGCCGUUCUUCAAGAACAGGAAGAAAUAGCUAAGAGCAAGAGCAGUGGAGAGUUCUUAACCUGGGAAGAUCUUGGCAGGAUGAAGUACACAUGGAGAGUGGCACUGGAGACGAUGAGAUUAUUCCCUCCCAUCUUUGGUGGUUUCAGGAAAACAGUAAAAGAUAUAGAGUAUGAUGGGUACCUUAUACCUAAAGGGUGGCAGAUAUUUUGGGUCUCGUGCAUGACUCAAAUGGAUGAUGACAUAUUCCAGGAGCCACGGAGGUUUGAUCCUGCAAGAUUUGAGAACCCAUCUUCAGUUCCACCCUAUUGCUAUGUUCCAUUCGGAGGGGGGCCUCGGAUAUGUCCAGGAUAUGAGUUUGCAAGGAUUGAAACUCUUGUUACCAUCCAUUACCUGGUCACUCAAUUUACAUGGAAGUUGAAUGCUGAUAACUUCUUCAGAAGAGAUCCAAUGCCAGUUCCAACAAAAGGAUUGCCCAUCAAAAUCUCACCAAGGAAACAAAUGUUGUAAAUAUUACAACUCUCCUAAUUUAUGGGUCUGGCAGUGGUGUCCAUUGCAAACUAGCAAGAAAAUGCUGAAAUAUUCUGCAUCUUGAUGACCAAACAAUGUAUUAUGCUUUUUACAUAUAGACUGCAAUUACUUAUUGCCUGCAAGCAUUUUUCCUGAUAGGGUGGCUUUCAUAUUCAA
This is a messenger RNA of Ricinus communis (castor bean), 3108 nucleotides long. Its product is annotated as cytochrome P450 716B1. Gene Ontology annotation, molecular function: oxidoreductase activity, acting on paired donors, with incorporation or reduction of molecular oxygen; monooxygenase activity; heme binding. NCBI's taxonomy places the organism in Eukaryota, Viridiplantae, Streptophyta, Magnoliopsida, Malpighiales, Euphorbiaceae. Bases 1495 to 2931 code for a protein of 478 amino acids. The record is from RefSeq and is a predicted model, not a curated record. The transcript has 4 exons. Gene Ontology annotation, biological process: sterol metabolic process.